AUGUCAACUGGACUUGCCCUUGGUUUCGCUGUUGAGGGUGCGUCCUGGCACUUGGUUCCUCAUUUAUUCCCCGAUAAAGUUGGUGGGCGGCCAGCUUGGCUAGCUCUUCAACACUUACCAUCUCCUGAUGAACUAAAGUGUCCAGUAUGUUUGAAUCCAACGUGCUUUUUAUUACAGAUAUACUCUCCGCUAUCUGAAAAACCUGACUGUUUUCAUAGGAUGUUAUUCUUAUUUAUGUGUCGAAACAGUGAAUGUCACUAUAAGUCUGAUCGUGCCCCAUUUCAUGUGUUUCGUUCUCAGUUAUCAAGACAAAAUGGAUACUACAGUUUUGAGCCCCCAGAGGAUGAAUUUCCCAGUCGUGAAAUUGUAAACUCGAUGAUAAAGGCUAACCGUUUUCCAUGGGCUGGCAAAUAUUCAUCUAUCUGCCCAAUAUGUGGGUGUAAAGCAGACAAAACUUGUUCGAAGUGUAAAUCUACUUUUUAUUGUUCCAAAAUGCAUCAGGUACUAGAUUGGAAGCGACAUAAGUUAGAAUGUGGUUCAAAAUGUCACGAUGAUAUGUUAUUAUUUGAAAAGAAUAGUUUUUUACUUCCUGAAUACCGUUUAUGUUCUGAACCUGCAGAUAACUUUACUUCGGAUGAUGACAAUAAUUCAGCAGAGGAAAGCGAUACCGAAACUUCGGAAUCGGGACUUCUAAAUGAUUCUGAAUUUGAAGCGCUUGAAUCUAUAGCCAAGAAGGAGACUAAAGAAGAAGCCAGAUUUAGAGUGUUUAAAGAAGCAAUGAAACCAGCUCCUGACCAAGUUGUACGGUUUCAUAGAGGUGGCAAACCAAUUUGGUUGAGUAAUGAUCCUGUAGAAGUUGAAAAGUGUGAAGUUUGCGGUGCUGAACGUAUUUUUGAAUUCCAGGUCACUCCUCAAAUCUUGUGUCACUUACAAUUGGAUAAAGUUGGUGAAUUAAAUCCAGAUUUCGGCUCACUCUACAUUUUUACUUGUUCUAAUUCAUGCGAACUUCCUAGAAGAAAACAACAGAGUUCGAACAGUACAGACGUAUCUGCCAUUCAAUGUGAUAAUGAUUGGAUUGAAUAUCAACGUGAAGUUGUCAUUCGACAAAUGGUUCCUUAA
Molecule: messenger RNA, 1119 nt
Organism: Schistosoma turkestanicum
Lineage: Eukaryota; Metazoa; Platyhelminthes; Trematoda; Strigeidida; Schistosomatidae
Source: the annotation of a GenBank genome assembly